Messenger RNA from Exophiala viscosa, 2721 nucleotides. RefSeq lists its product as uncharacterized. NCBI's taxonomy places the organism in Eukaryota, Fungi, Ascomycota, Eurotiomycetes, Chaetothyriales, Herpotrichiellaceae. The transcript has 2 exons. The record is from RefSeq and is a predicted model, not a curated record. Bases 240 to 2666 code for a protein of 808 amino acids. Gene Ontology annotation, molecular function: protein binding.
GCCCUGCUUCUGCGGGUAACAUGGCAAUUUCAAUCAUGUCUAUUCCCCAUACGACUCCAUCUCACUGUUGAUUUCAUUUUUGAAUUAUGUGUCUAUGUUAAACACAAAGUCUAACAUGCUCUAUACUGUUAUACCUCCCAAAGUUUAAGCAGCUGCAAGAUUCUAUUCUCGGAUUGCCACCGCGCAUGGCCUGUCUCACUUGCUAUAGGUAGACACAGCCUCUACAGCACUUCUCCCGAAUGGCUUCAACCGCGCCCCAAUUUUCCGAGGAAGGAUAUCCCACAAUAUCGACUAUCGUGCCUGAGUCUGCCUCAAAUCAUACGCGACACCAAAGCCGUGAUUAUCACGACAAUCGAAACAUAGAAGAAAGCCCUACGGUUCCCGAAGAACCACUCCGACGCAAUUCCGCCUUUUUCGAGGUUGGACUUGGUGGUGAUGAUGCGAUUGUCGACGCGAAACUGAAAGGAACCUCAAGUCCGAAAUCGCACGUCCGCUUUCGAAGCAAAGUUGACAUCGUUGAGCCUGAUCCAGUCGAGGAGUCGGACUCUUUCUCGCUGCACAGACCAUCAAGCGAGCCGAUGCCUUUCCUGUUUCCAACCCUUCCCAGACUUGUCUUCCUGGCAUUUGUCCUUGUUCUCGUGAUACCAAGUCUUCACACCUCUCCCUUGUCAAGAGCCGAUGCCAACCCGGUUGGUCGAAGAGAGGCGGAAACUGAGGAGGUCGAUCAACUGCCUGCAGCAAAGUUCAAGAGAGAUGAUAGCCCAACUACGGUUUGCAAGAGAUGGGGCGCACAGAGCGCCCUUGUGAAUGGUACAUUAUACUAUUACGGUGGGCGGUCGACCACGUCGUCCAGCCAGACAACCGAUGAGUGGAAUAAUGAUUUUCUCGCCCUCAACCUGACAACCUCCUGGGAAAUAUCGUCGCCGACAUUGACCGGAUUGCCCAUUCCGAGCGGACCACCAGCAGUCUCACUGGGCUAUCUCUGGAACUCAUACGACGCUCUAUAUCUUUAUGGGGGCGAAUUCUCCGAUGCACCCGUCACAUCGCCGGUUGCUUUCUCCACCUGGUCAUACGACAUUUCAUCUUCUUCCUGGUCGGAAUCAUCAGACCCUCAAACAAGUUCAGGAACCAAUUCAGAGUCUGGCGGUCAAGCCGUCCAACGAGCUGCUGAAGGCGCCGGUGUGUCUGUACCAAGCCUUGGUCGCGGAUACUAUUUUGGAGGCCAUCUGGAUGGCUACACGACCCCUGGGUGGUCGCAGUCAAUUGCGCGUGUUUACUUGAGUGGCUUGCUGGAAUACACGUUCCCUGGCUAUACAAAUGCCGCAAUCACAGGCACAAGCACGGCUGGCUCGUCAGGAUUGUAUCGUAACAUCACCGAAGGAGGAACACAGGACUCGGAUGGGUUCCCCGAACGCGCAGAUGGCGUCCUUGUCUAUGUUCCCGGCUAUGGCAAAUCUGGAAUAAUUGUUGGACUUGCUGGAGGUACCAAUGCCACUUUUACCCAGAUGAACGUCAUUGACGUCUACGACAUCGAUUCUUCGACUUGGUAUAAGCAGGCAACUUCAGGUUCGACCCCGGAAAUUCGGGUCAACCCUUGUGCUGUGGCGGUUUCCGCGGCUGAUGGCUCGUCUACGCAGAUCCACAUGUAUGGAGGCCAGAAUCUGAUCCCCUAUGGCGAUCAAACUCAGUAUGAUGACAUGUGGAUUCUGACAAUUCCUUCUUUCAUCUGGAUCGAGGUGAACACAUCCGAUCAAGCGACCCCUGGCGGAAGAGCUGGGCAUUCUUGCAACAUCUGGAACGCCCAAAUGGUUGUUGUGGGUGGAUAUGUCGGUGCAGACAUAUCAUGCGACAGCCCAGGCAUCUAUGUUUUCAAUACGAGCUCGCUUUCAUGGCAGAACGACUAUAAUGCGUUGAUAACGACCGAUACUCUGAACAGGCAGAAGGCUCAACAGAAAGAUGCCGCAGCACUUGAAGGCUCUUAUGGAUAUUCGGUUCCAGCACAAGUCCAAUCAGUCAUUGGUGGUGAUGCUUUGGGAGCGGCAACUGUCACUGCGCCAGCCGAAUCAGCAACACAAGGACCUCUGGCAACGGGAAGCGCACUCACAUAUAGUGUCACAUCGUCCGCGGGGUCGACGGCGACUGAAACUGCAAGUUCCAGUUCUAGCACCAGCGGAAGCACCUCUAGCAAUAACGGAAAUGGCAGUGAUGACAAAGGCUCGUCGGGUGGUUCGAACAUUGGAGCCAUCGUUGCCGGCGUCAUAGCUGGACUUCUCGCGGUUCUGGCGUCUUAUCUGGGCUUCUGUGUUUGGCUGUACCGCAAGCAGCUACGGAUCUAUAAGAACCACAUGGACAUGGCACAGAGACAACAUCUAUCCGAUGAUCCCAGAUAUAUUGGAGCCACUGGUGCCGUCCUUCCGGGAUACAGUGACAAGAGUCAGACAGACAGCCGAAACAGCGGAGAUAAUCGAAGUGCAAAUGGCAGUAACAGAUCUGGACCGAGAGCCAACCCGUUGGCCACCAAUAACCCAUACAGAAAUGUUCCUGGUGGUGCUGGAACAGCGACUGCAGCAAGCAGCACCGAAGACCUCAUGGCAGGUCAAGAGCCCAGCUUCUUGGGAGUGGUAUUGAAUCCAAGACGCAGUUUGAGAGUUGUGAACAGGGACUGAGCACUUCGUUUUGGCGAUAGCGGUCAUGAUGUUACGAUUUCCUGUGCAUUGAUCA